GUCGUUAAGGAGGCGAGUCGUUACAUUACCCACUGAAGGACGGGGAUUAUACUCUAUAUUGUGUCUCUUCAUGAAGGAGGUUUUUAAUUGCAACCUGACAACAUCGAAAUAUUUGUAAACAAUAUUCCUACAACGGGUCACAGAAUAAGAAAGCCUAGAAACCACAAUGCCUAGCGCAGGAGCGGUGUGUCCUCCAAUAAUUUCACCGCUGAGGAGGCACAUCUAUGGCCAGUCUACAACACACAUUGAUACUUCAACUCUUAUAGAAAUUGUCUGUGAAACACCAAGCACUAAGAUUUACUUCACUGCCGAUGGAACCAAACCAAAUCCAUUUCAACGCACGAUUGGGGGACGUGAAGUGACUCAUCGAUACAAAGACCCUUUCACUUUAAAGGAAGGAAAAAGAACUCUGAAAGCUAUUGCAGUCUCUAAAGAUGGUCGAGAGAGUGAUGUUAACACCAGAACUUACACUGUGGAUGAUGUGGGUAAAAUCAACGCCAGCCCCAUACCCUCUUCAUCUUCUGAGGUUGACAACUCAGACUUCUUUGACACAGACGGCUGGGAAUUGUCAGACUCCACUUUGAAGAGUGGAACAUCAUCUUCUAGUAAAGCAAGCAAAGGCAAGAAAGGAAAGAAACAAAAGAAGAGCAAGUCACCAACUCGAACUCUGAGGUCAAGGUCACGGUCUAAAUCUCCAGGACGGACUCCAAAAGAGGCCUGGGCGAGUAGUUCAUAUACACCAGCUCUCAAUUCUGGGGCGUUCGGUGAUCAACCAGCCCCGCCUCCGAUACCAGAUGGCCCUUUCAACCCCACCAACUAUUCCGGCACUCAGAUCAACGUAUGGGGUGGUGCCCCACCGCCCUUUGUCCAGGGAGGCAUGCCAGGGGUGGUCAGCCUUGGUCAGCCUGGAUUCUGUAACCCGUACACAACGCAAUAUGGCUACCUCACUGAGAACAUGCUGCAGAACUGCAAUCCAGACACCAAGCACGUAACCGUUGGUGAUUUACGUCAGCUGUUAAGGAGCCGACAGGCUCCCCCACCCCCAGCGCCUGCAGUGGAGGCCCCACCCCCUCCUAGACCGGAGCGUAUAGAGGUUCCCGUGUACAAGGACCCUCCCCUGAACCCUGUGAGCCCCGGCGGAGGGGACUACAAGGGUAAUCUACUCCAUAUCUAUGCCCAUCUGAUAGACCUCGCCAAUAAUAACAAGGACUUUCGUCUCCCAAUCUCAGAACCCAAAAUGGGCAAGAUUCUGGAGGCAAAGUUGAUGGACCAACAAGACUGUUAUGAGUUGAAGAUUGUUCUCGCUAAACCUGGAGUGCGAAGAGGAUCUAUUAAAAAGCCUCCAAAGAUUGAGAGCAAGCCUCCAACGCCCAAGAAAGAAGAAAAGAAAGAAGAAAAGAAAGUAGAAAAGAAAGAAGAACCGAAACCUGUGAAGAAAACACCCCCACCAGAGAAAGACCCAUAUUUUGCCAUGGAAACUGAAAACUUGAAUCAACAAGGGACGGUGAAGGCGUAUGCCAAGUUCAAUGCAGAGCAGGAUGCUGAGGUGCUACAUGGGGCAAUGAAGGGGCUGGGGACGGACGAGGAAGCAAUUAUAAAUGUGCUGUGCUAUAGAUCAAACACACAGCGCCAGCAGAUUGUAGCUGCAUACAAAACCAUGUUUGGAAAGGACCUGAGCGAGGAUCUAAAGGGUGACCUGAGCGGCCACUUCCUGGAUACCAUGAAGGCCCUGAUCAUGGCCCCAGCAGAGUACGACGCCUACCAGCUACGCAAGGCCAUGAAGGGGCUGGGCACCGACGAGGACGUACUCAUUGAGGUCCUCUGUACGCGCUCUAAUGCACAGCUCAAGGAGGUCAUAAGGGUGUACAAAGAAAAAUUCAACAGAGACUUGGAGAAGGACAUAAUUUCUGAUACAUCUGGUCACUUCAAGAAGCUCCUGGUGUCCUUAGUGCAGGCGAACCGAAGUGACAGCAAUGAGGUUGACCGUGCUAAGGCAAAACAGGAUGCCAAGGACCUCUACCAGGCAGGUGAGGCUAAAUGGGGCACAGAUGAGUCCAAAUUCAACACGAUUCUUGUAACCCGUAGCUACCCACAGCUAAGGGCGAUGUUUGACGAGUACAAGAACAUCUCGAAGAAGGACAUUGAGGAAGCAUUGAAGAGCGAAAUGUCUGGAGACAUUCUGAGGGGAAUGCUAACAGUCGUACGCUGUGUGAAGCACAAGUUCAACCACUUUGCCCGCCAGCUUCAGAAGACCAUGAAGGGUAUCGGCACUGAUGAUGACACUCUGGUGCGUGUGGUGGUGUCCAGGUGUGAGAUUGACAUGGUGCAGAUCAAGGAGGAGUUCCAGAAACUGGCUGGACAGACUCUGGAGCAGUACAUUGCUGACGAUAUCUCUGGUGACUACAGGAGUGCCAUCCUGUCUCUUGUCGUAGGAGGUGACCCUCCAGAUAUGUCCUCGAAAUCUGGGAAAGGCUUCGUGGAGGCAGUGAAGCAAAAGACAGAGGCACAGCUGGAUGAAGAUGUGAAACUUGAGUCUGAGCCAGUACAGGAGAACCCCACCCUCACACCUGCUGCCAACUUCAACGCAGAGGCUGACUGUGAGGUGCUCAGGAAGGCUAUGAAAGGCUUCGGCACAGAUGAAGCUGCAAUCAUUAAAGUGAUGGGUUACCGUAGCAACCCUCAGAUGAUGGAGGUGGUGAAGUCGUAUAAGACUAUGUUUGGCAAGGAUCUAAAGUCCGAGCUCGAGAGUGAGACAAGCGGAGGGUUCAAGACUCUGCUAGCGGGACUGUGCAUGAGCCCUGCAGAUUUUGAUGCUUAUAAUCUACACAAGGCUAUAAAGGGACUAGGGACAGAUGAACAGGUUCUUACUGAAAUCAUCUGCACCAGAACCAACAAACAACUCAUAGACAUCAAGGCAGCUUACAAAACAAACUACAGCAAAGAGCUGGAUGCAGAUGUGGCAGGGGACACAUCGGGUCACUACAAGCGCAUCCUGGUCAGUUGCCUAGCAGCCAACCGUCCAGAGGGUCAGGAGUUUGACCGCAACAAGGCCAGGCAGGAUGCCCAGGCACUCUACGAGGCCGGAGAGAAGAAGUGGGGCACAGAUGAAUCAAGGUUCAACGUGAUUCUAGCGUCUCGUAGCUACCCACAACUUCGAGCCACUUUCCAGGAGUAUGCCAAGCUGGCCAACAAGGAUAUUGAUGACACCAUACGGAGUGAGAUGUCUGGGGACCUCAAGGACAGCAUGCUGGCUAUAGUGCGCUGUAUCAGAAAUAAGGCUGCCCACUUUGCGACUGAGCUCCAUAAAUCCAUGAAAGGGCUGGGGACAAAUGAUGACACGCUGUGUCGUAUAGUGGUGUCAAGGGCCGGAGUGGACAUGGUCCAGAUCAAACAAGAGUUCCAGAAAAUGUUCAAGCAAACACUCGGCAUGUUCUGUGCAGACGACCUGUCUGGUGAUUACAAGACACUUGUGCUUGCAUUGAUUCGGGAGGAGACUGCUGGGGGGAAGUAGACAGACCACUGAUUGACUGAUACAUGUUCUUGAAUGAGAGACUGGUUUAGAAGGACUCUUGCAUGAGGAAAGAAACCAGACCACUCUAUUCUUAGACUGUGGAAUAAAGAAAAGUUCUACAAUUUAGAAGGAACGUUGUUUUAUAAGAAAGAAUCUUGAUAUUUUAUUGUUUAUAUAUAUAUAUAUAUAUAUUUUAAAUAAAUUAAAUGUAUAUUACAUAUUGUAAUUCUUUAGCAUAAAACUGGCAUAUAAUGGAAAUAUAAUUGCCCUGUGCAUUAAUGAAGUUAUGGCUCCAUGACUAUAAAAGGUCAUAAUAUAAAACUCUGAAUAAGAAUUGACCAAUGGGACUGCUUGCUUCUUGAACUUUCGAUUGAAUUUGUUAAUUAAAAUAAAUUGCGAAGCAAUAAUCUAUACUAUCAUUUGGCUUUAUUUUUUUUACCGUUUUAAAACAUACUGCAUAUAUCUUUUGUUAAUUGAUUAAACAUAUGUUUUGGGUUAAAAACAUUCAUAGCAUUUUUUAAACUGGAUUAAAGCAAGAAUGUAUUAUCUCAUUAUAUGUUUUUCAAAACAAAUUGAUAAAGAAACAGGAAAAGAUAAGAACAAGUAGUACCAGAACAUCAACAAAAUUAUAUUUCUCUACUAUUCUCAUAAUUUUAUUGUGUUAAAAUAUUUUAUUUACAAAAGACGUGUGCAGAUUUUUCAUACUAAACAAGGACACAAUUUUCUAUUGUGAAAUAAAAGCAAAGAUAACACCUAUAAGGUUACACUUGGAAUUUCAUUGUAUUUAAUGUAUGAUAACUUUAAGACUUAAUUGAUAUAAUUAACUUAUCAUUCUUUGUUUAAGAUAGUGAAAAGAAAAUAUUGACAGCAAAAUCCUAUAUGCUCACUAAAUGGUGUUGCUCAUAUACAAUAGCUGCAUUUAUUGAUGGCUCAAAUUCUAUUAGUUAGAUUAGUUUAGGUCAUUAUAAUCUUGUGUAGAAGCAUGUAACUAAUUACUAGGAAGAUCUUAAUAUGCAUGCGUUUUUGUGACCUAAUUUUUAUUUUUUGUAAAUAUUAAUUUUCAGUUUUGUUCAAAUAUGUCCAGUAACUUGCAUAUUUAAAGAACAUGAUUUUUUUUAUCAUUAUGACAUUGCAAUCAUAUUAAUAAUUUUGGACCAAAACCUAUUUAGAUCCUUUAAAAUCUUCACAUGGGUCAUUUGUGAUCUACAAACAAUAACACUUUAGACAGGAUAUCAUUUCUUUGUUUUGCAUUAACUGAUUGUUAUUUUUAAAUAUUUAAUGUUAAAUGCAUUUUUAUUAAUUGGGAAGUAUUUACCUGAACAACUUAAAUAAAACUGCCAUGUGAUGUUUGCUACAUGUCAAUACCUCAGUUUUCAUGCAUGAAUGUACAUUUAUGUUGCUAAAAUGUUAUUUUUACAUACCUUUAGCUUUUUACACCAUUUCCACGGUAUAACACAUACAAGGCUUUUAAAUGUGUUAUUAUUUGGCAAUAGCAUGAAAAAGGCUAUUUACUUUCCAUUUACAUAUACUCUAAGGUUGUGAUAAGGAAUCUGAGUUUGUAGCUAAAUCAAUGAUUAAUGGUAACCCCCAAAAGUGAAAAUUUGCCUGAUUUUCAACUAUAUGUUAGACAUUAUCAGUAUCAACAUAAAUAUCACAGAAGUAUGUCUAACUUAAAAAUACUAUCUGAAACAUCGCUUAAUCUUGCAAGUAAGGCGUGGCUACCCAUCAAAGCGGUUUAAACCCCCAAUGCUUGCCUUGACUGUUGCAAGGUGGUGAUCCCAGUUUUAUUAAUUCAUGUUUAUAUUUGGCGUUUCUGUAUAAGUCUUUAUAAACUACAUGUAUAUUUCUUUAAUAAAAAUAAAGUAGUGGAUAAGAACAAGAAUUUCUCUCUUGAUAGCAUUAAUGGAGUUUCAAUGUUUGCUAUAUUGAAGUUUGUGUUGGAAUGUAAUUAUUAAUAUAUGAAUAUAUCAUUUAGUCUCUUUAAUUUAUUAGUUGGAUUUGUUUAAAUAAGCUUUGUAUCUUGUCAUUGAUGUUUGAUGAUAUCGUCUGUGAUAUGCUUACAUUUUUGUAUUAAAAGUUUUUUAUUAUACAUUGCUUUAGAUGAUGCUUUUAUUGUCUGCAGCUAGAUUUUUAUCAGAAUAUUUUGUACUCGUUAUGUAUUUGAAUUAUACCCAAAGACAUUAUAUUAGGCUAAUGCAAAUUCUCAUGACACUUUACAUGUACAUUUGCAAUAGAACAUUCAAGCUUGGCAAGUUCUUAAACUGACUCAAACAAGUUGGUACCAAUAAAUGCAGUAUGUUUCAUACAAAAUACCGUAACAUAUUUCCAAUGUAACCAACUUACGUGUCAAACACUACCAAUUUAGCUCUGACCCAAGAUUGUUGUAAAAAACAUGACAGUAUGGUAGCAAAUAUGGAGUAUUUUAUUGAAUAACUAGGCUGAUGAUAUUUACAAUAUUUUCACUUUAAUAUAUUGUAAAGGUAGAUCUUUUACAUGUGUAACUCAAAUGGAACCUGUAAAGGGAUCUUAGUGUAUACAUUUUAGCAAGUUUCUGGUAUGUUUAUUUUUGUAAGUAUAGAUUUUAGUGUAAAACAGGUCUAGAUAAAUUUACAUAAAUAUAGACAAUAAAAAUAGUA
Messenger RNA from Dreissena polymorpha, 6147 nucleotides. RefSeq names its product annexin A6-like. Gene Ontology annotation, molecular function: calcium ion binding; calcium-dependent phospholipid binding. The coding region runs from base 167 to 3511 and encodes 1114 amino acids. Gene Ontology annotation, cellular component: cytoplasm. The transcript is spliced from 23 exons. NCBI's taxonomy places the organism in Eukaryota, Metazoa, Mollusca, Bivalvia, Myida, Dreissenidae. The record is from RefSeq and is a predicted model, not a curated record.